Molecule: messenger RNA, 1121 nt
Organism: Salvelinus sp. IW2-2015
Lineage: Eukaryota; Metazoa; Chordata; Actinopteri; Salmoniformes; Salmonidae
Source: RefSeq, a predicted model, not a curated record
AUUUUCAUUGCAAUCGCAACAUUUAUACUCACUUAGGUCGUAUCAUUGUGAAUUGUUACCGUUUGAUUUUCUCAACCCAGUCUCCUUGUUUACUUCUCCACUUGUUUCAAACUCGCUCCGCUCAGCCGUCUCGCGGACAAAUUCAACUAAUCAGCGUAGACGGAACCACCGGAAGUCCCACCCUACUAUUUCCGGUGUACAAAACUUCCAGAAUCCAUUUCCAACAUGCCGCCUGCCGGGCAGAAGAUGUAACACAGAGACGUUACAAAACACUGGACUUUCACUUACAUAAAGCACUUCUCACGUGUGGUGUGUGUGCAUGAAAAUAACAAUUCAACGAAGAAGAAGGAGCGCUUUCCUAUUGCACUGAAAUGGCACGGGCAAAGAAGGCUCCUUCAGAAGCAUCUGAAUCGAAGCAGAAGUCGAGGAAGCAGAACGGAGAAACGUCUGGAGCUGCAGGACAAACCAUCUCCAAGAAGCUACGGCAGAAGAUGGACGGAAAGACCACAUUGAAAACAGGGCCUGUUUUCCCAACCACCAUGACCAAGUUUUCAGUUGGGAAGAGAAGUGGACCAGGAAGCAUCCUGCACUACAUUUACCAGAGUACACUGGGGCAGAGCCUUCAUUCUCAGAUGAGACAGUGUCUCCAGGAGCCGUUUGUACGUUCCCUGUCCUCCUAUAAGCUCCAUCGUACAGCCAGUCCGUUUGACCGGCGGGUCACCUGUCUGGAGUGGCACCCCACACACCCCACUACGCUGGCGGUCGGCUCCAAGGGAGGAGACGUGGUCCUCUGGGACUACAGCGUGCUCAACAAGACCAGCUUCAUACAAGGGGUUGGUCCUGGAGGCUCUAUUACAGCUCUGAAGUUUAACCCCUACAACCCCACUCAGCUGUUCACCUCAUCUGUCAGGGGAACCACCUCGCUGCAGGAUUUCAAUGGGACCACUCUCCGCGUGUUUACCAACACAGAGACAUGGGAUCUGUGGUACUGCUGUGUCAGUCCCUCUCCUGCUCGUUCCAGCUGUGAUACUGCUGUAUGUGUCGUUGAGGCAGAACAGAUGCUGGUGACAGAGAACAACAAUAAGGACCGAGUCUAUUGCCUGGGCAUGGAUGGACACCAG